AUGGAUUACAUUCACCUCGCGAGGACCGAUCUCUACGGCGCGUUGGAGGUGCAGCGCGACGCGAACGCGACGAUCAUCACGAAAUCGUACAGACGGCUCGCGUUGAUGUAUCAUCCCGAUAAGUUCCCCCCGGGAAGCGAUGAACGGGCGAAGCGCGCGGCGGCGCAGAGGUUUCGAGUCAUGGCGGAGGCGAAGAAGACGCUGCUGGACCCGGAGCGACGGGCGGAGUACGACGCGUUGAUCGAUUCCCUCCCGGGAUUCGCGCGACCAAAGUUUGGAAAGAAAAGUUUCGCCGAUCGUGAGAUUGCGAAAUUCCCGGCGUGGGCGGUGGUGAUGCUCUUCGCGUGGUUUUGCGUGGCGUUCGUGAGCGUGGCGCAGUACACGUCGAGGGCGGCGGAUAAGGAGAGUUUGAUGAAUAGCGCGUUUUUCGCGCAAAAGUUGCGGUCGAGGAAUAAAAACGCGCCGAACGGGGAAAAGGUGAGCGCGGCGGCGUACUUCGAGGAGUUUUUGAUCGAACACGGUUUGGUCGAUCUCACGGGGUGGGAGCACACACUCGGUGGACGGUUGUGGGCUCGAGCGAGAGGGCGGUCGGCGGCGGCGCUCUCGGGAGCGCCGCGCGAGGACGCCGCAGGAAGCGAGGCGGUGUACUCGAGCGCUUCGGAGGAGACGUCGUCGGCGACGGGGACGCCAAACACCGUUUUGAAGAGACGCGGGAAGAAGAAGGGCAAGUCGAAACCCGUCAUGUCGACGCAGGCGCGACAGGCGGAGGCGUUGCGGCGCUUGAGAGGCGAGUUGGAAGCGAGACGCGCGUACUUUGGCGAGACGUACGACGAAGAUUAG
This is a messenger RNA of Ostreococcus tauri, 840 nucleotides long. RefSeq names its product DnaJ domain. Gene Ontology annotation, cellular component: endoplasmic reticulum. Gene Ontology annotation, biological process: protein folding in endoplasmic reticulum. The record is from RefSeq and is a predicted model, not a curated record. Lineage: Eukaryota; Viridiplantae; Chlorophyta; Mamiellophyceae; Mamiellales; Bathycoccaceae. The transcript has a single exon. Gene Ontology annotation, molecular function: protein-folding chaperone binding; misfolded protein binding. Bases 1 to 840 code for a protein of 279 amino acids.